UUGGAUUUAACUCCUUCCAUAAACUUACCCUUUGAUGCACUUUGACAGCUUGGAAAACACGCGCCCACAAUGGAGCGUUUAAUUAAAAUGUACUGUACCAAGAGAGCAGGAUAGCAUAAAUAACCUGGAAAAAUAAAUCUCCUCCUCUACUAAUAAUCCCUCACGCAGUACCUUUCUCUUCCUUGGUUUUCAAGUCAAAACAACACAAACCCUACUCUCUCUCUCUCCUCACCAAAUAUCACCAGAAAAAAAAAAAUUCACCUAUGCCCACCAGUCACUCCACCUAGAAAGAGAGAAAAAAAAUCAAACCAAAUUCCAAAAGAGACCAAGAAAAGAAAAAUGAAGAUAAAGAACAAAGGUAAAGUUUAUCCUUCUCCAUCAUCUUCUUCUUCGUCUGUUGGUGAUAAUGGAGAUAGAGAUGUUCUUUCUGUGUUAAAGCUUUUACCUGCUGCCAUUCUUGCUCUAGCUUCUGUUCUUUCACUUGAAGACCGUGAAGUUCUUGCUUAUAUGAUUACUAGGUCCUUAAAAACCACCACCACGAAUAACCCAUCUCCAUCCCUUCAAGAUUCCAAGAAAAAAUCCUCCAAGAAACCACAAAACAACAAUAAUAGCCAGAGAAGUAAUCAUAUAGCUCCAAUCUUUGAUUGUGAUUGCUUUGACUGCUAUAUAAGCUACUGGUUCAGGUGGGACUCUUCUCCUAACCGUGAACUCAUUCAUCAAGUUAUUGAAGCCUUUGAAGAACACUUGACCAGUGAUGAAAUGUCAAGGAAACAUACAAGAGGUAAAAGAAGAGACAAAGCGGGUCGUCGGGUCGGUGAAAAAUCGGUUCUUGAUGUUCCGGGUCAACCCGAAAUGAUACCGGUUCUGGAGACCAGUAAUACUACAUCCCAUGAGUCUUCAUCUUCUUGUUCUGUCGCUGAUGUUGUUAAUGUCAAUGUUGGUUGUCCGGAUAAUGGCUUAUCCCCUGAGAAAGUGGCUGAGAGGGAGGAAAUGGAAGAGUGUGUCAAGCUUUAUGAUGAAGUGCCUGAGGAGGUGGUGGUAGCGGAGACUGCAGCGGCGGCUCAUGGGGUCGCGGUGUGUAGCCACCACAAGGGUUUGGCAAGGAAGGUAUUACCGGAUGUGCUAGGGUUACUAAAUUCUCGAUUAUGGAAUCUUUGGAGUCCAAAUGUGUAAGUUCCCAAGAAAAAGAAGAAGAAGAAGAAAAGAAAUUAUUAUAAUUAUAAUUUCUUUCUUUCUCUUCUUUUUUUUUUUUUUAAAAAAGUUUGGAGAUAAAUAUGUUUAAUUUUUUAUGGGUAGAAUAUAUCGGUAUGAUGUCCCCUCUCGAUGGAAACUAUUUUUUAAGUAGCUCGCUUUUUUUUGUUAUCAUUGAUUAGUGAUAUUUUUGGCUGGAAAGUAUGUAAACUUGCCGGCACCAAGUCAUUUUCUCGGCAAGGAAUUGUUCGGUGGUUUUCCCGGAAAAAGUGUUCAUAAUCUUUUUGAUUUGGACGGAUUAAUCUUUUUGCUUAGGAACUAAGCAUCGUGAUUAGGUGAAGAUAGUUACUUGGGGUAGGCCAAGAAAAUGAGUUUUUUAGCUACUUAGUGGAGGACGGAGAUUAUACUAUAUUGUAUAUAUAGGGAAAUCCAUGAAAUAUGAAAUUUGCAUUAUUUUA
Molecule: messenger RNA, 1649 nt
Organism: Populus trichocarpa (black cottonwood)
Lineage: Eukaryota; Viridiplantae; Streptophyta; Magnoliopsida; Malpighiales; Salicaceae
Exons: 1
Coding region: 340-1173 (277 amino acids)
Source: RefSeq, a predicted model, not a curated record